This is a messenger RNA of Cynara cardunculus var. scolymus (artichoke), 2234 nucleotides long. RefSeq names its product scarecrow-like protein 6. Gene Ontology annotation, biological process: regulation of DNA-templated transcription. Gene Ontology annotation, cellular component: nucleus. The transcript has a single exon. Lineage: Eukaryota; Viridiplantae; Streptophyta; Magnoliopsida; Asterales; Asteraceae. Bases 1 to 1977 code for a protein of 658 amino acids. The record is from RefSeq and is a predicted model, not a curated record. Gene Ontology annotation, molecular function: DNA-binding transcription factor activity; sequence-specific DNA binding.
AUGGCACAUGAAGUUGCAGUUUUCCCACCUUCUAUAGAUUCCAAAGAAGGCAGCUUUGGUAGCAAUAACAGUAAUGAACCAAUCUCUGUUCUUGACACACGGCGGAGCCCUAGCCCUUCAACUUCUAUAUCCAAUCUUUCCUCCUCCUUCGGCGGCGGUGCAGCCAACAACAACGCAGCGACUGUAGGUGUAUCAGACAACAACAUCCAACAAAACUGGCCGGAAUAUUCUGUUCCCCUGGAAAUGGGUGUUUCUGGGUCUCUGGCAAACCUUGCCACCAUCGCAGGUGGUUGCCGGAAAGACGAGUGGUCGGAGCUACAGCCCAUUUCUGCGGAAUUUGAACCACAACAAAAAAGAUUUGGGGUUGGAUUAGAUGACUGGGAAAGGUUGUUAUCUGAAUCCGGUGGUUCUCAGGUGCAGGACCAGGAUCAAUCCCUUCUCCGGUGGAUUUCAGGUGACGUUGAUGACACUUCCUUUAGCCUCAAACAGCUCUUGCAGGGCAACCAAAUUGACGAAAAUGCCCCUCCCACCACCGUUUUCAAAAGCUCAUCACCCCCUCAACUCCCCAGCUUCUUCCCCUUCCUUUACCCAGGUCAAAACCCACAAAAUUUCAACUCACAAAUGAUUGUAAACCCACCCUCACAGCAACCACAACCACCGCCACCGCCGCUUGAGAUUCAGUUUCACCAAUCGAGUCUUCAAAAACCUCCGGCUUUCGACCAGAGUCAUGAAUUUCUACUCAAGAAACAAAAUCAGCUAUUGUCACUCCACCAACAGAGAUCAAUGAUGGCAGUUGUGGCAAAGCAAGAACCACUAUCACCACCAGGUGCCGCUCCUCCACCGCCCCAUUACCACCAGAAACAGCUUAUCUGUGACCCGCUAUACGCCGCGGCUGAGCUAAUGCUAUCUGGAAAUUUCUCCCAUGCGCAAGGGAUAUUGGCGCGGCUCAAUCACCAGCUUCCUUCAGCCAUGGCACCAUAUAAGCCUAUUGAAAGGUCUGGUUUUUACUUCAAAGAAGCUCUGCAAAUGCAAAUGGCUUUUCUGAUUUCGAAAUGUAAUCCAACUUCCCUCCCCCGGAGGGUUGUUCCCUCACCCUCCAAUGGCAUGUUCAAGAUGUGCGCUUAUAAAGUCCUUUCAGAAGUUUCUCCAAUUAUACAGUUUAUGAAUUUUACUUCAAAUCAAGCACUACUUGAAGCCCUUGAUGACGCUGAUAACAUCCACAUUAUCGAUUUUGAUAUUGGGUUUGGUGCUCAAUGGGCUUCUUUCAUACAAGAACUUCCUCGAAGAACAAACACCAAUGGUGGUGGUUGUUCAUUGAAGAUAACUGCAUUUGCUUCACCUUCGACUCACCACCCCGUUGAACUCGGUCUCAUGCAUGAAAACCUUUCACAGUUUGCUCAAGAAAUCGGGAUUUCGUUCGAGCUUGAAGUUGUAAACUUCGAUUCUUUUGAUCCUAACUCGUUUUUGGUUUCCGGGAAGGCGGCAGUUGGUGUGAACUUCCCAAUCUGGUCAACUUCAACCCACUUAGCUGCCAUUCCCUCCCUUCUGCACUUCAUAAAACAGCUUUCUCCGAAGAUAGUGGUGUCGCUUGAUCGAGGAUGUGAAAGGACAGAUCUAACCUUCCCACAGUAUCUCAUGGAGGGUCUUCAGUACUAUGAAGCUCUAUUGGAAUCCAUUGGUGCUGCCAACAUUCCUUCAUACACAGCUAACAAGAUCGAAAAGUUCUUGUUGCAGCCUCAAAUUGAAAGCAUGGUGAUGGGAAAAGUCGAGUUCCCGGAGCCCAUGGCGCAUUGGAAGACACUGUUCACUGCGGGCGGUUACUUGGCGGUGGGAUUAAGUAAUUUUGCAGAAGCGCAAGCAGAUUGUGUUGUGAAGAGGAGUGAAGUUAGGGGGUUUGAUGUAGAGAAGAGGCAUGGGUCGCUUGUGCUUUGCUGGAAGAAGCGUGAGCUGAUGGCUGUUUCAGCCUGGAAGUGCUGAUUGGAAAUUGUGUAGAGGUUUUAACUAACCUUCAACUACCUUCAUGGAUCUUUUUCGUUAUUAGUAAUUUUAAUAAAUAAUAUUCAAACUAAAACUUAAUUAUUGACUGCAACUUCUAUAUAUUAUUGUCUAGUAAUCAUGAUUAGUUGGAAGUGAUUUUGAUUUGGAUGUGCAUUAUUAUUUUGUGUUGAAACUCAUGAUCAUGUAUACAACUAUAUGUUAAAAGAUGACAUCAAGGGGUUGUUUGGUUGGUUUUC